AAAUUUACAAUUAGUUUAUAUUGUUUAACAAAUAUUAUCCUUUAAAGUAAUCGUUUGUGGCACUGGAUACUGCAAAUCAUUGAUUUUAUUCUUGUAUACCUGGAAAUUGUUACCACGGUAACUAUGUAAGCUUACUACCUAGUAGAGGUUGAUCAAUAGCCUUACACAUGUACCAAUGGAUGGAUGUCUGGAUAUCACGCCUAUCAAGAUCCCGCGCCCUUCUUACCUCUCCUACGUGGAUUUAGCUGUCAUUGAAGCAAAAGAAAAGGAGGAAUCACUGUUGGCCAGUGCCAAAAAGAAAUAUGGAGACAUUUCCCUGAAUCUUGUCAUGAUUUACAAGACAAAGCCCACACUUGGUGUUGCUAUAGAGGGUGGCCAUAACACUCGUCAGCCAAUUCCAAAAGUCAUAAGUAUUCAGCAUGGGGGAUCAGCGUUUGAAUCAGGAGGCCUGAAAUGUGGACACACGAUUUUAGAAGUGAAUGGUCUGUCCUUGUUUAAUGUGGACCACCGUGAGGCAGUUAGGAUUAUUGCAGAUGCCUUCCAGGACCCUUCCACAAACUCUCUUUACCUUCUUGUUUCCAUGGACUCAGUUGUUUCCAGACUCAAAGACAACAUAGAUCCUUAA
This is a messenger RNA of Saccostrea cuccullata (small rock oyster), 625 nucleotides long. RefSeq names its product whirlin-like. The record is from RefSeq and is a predicted model, not a curated record. The transcript is spliced from 3 exons. NCBI's taxonomy places the organism in Eukaryota, Metazoa, Mollusca, Bivalvia, Ostreida, Ostreidae. Gene Ontology annotation, cellular component: stereocilium tip; plasma membrane; cilium. Bases 176 to 625 code for a protein of 149 amino acids. Gene Ontology annotation, molecular function: protein binding.